Messenger RNA from Cuscuta campestris, 1229 nucleotides. The record is from the annotation of a GenBank genome assembly. Lineage: Eukaryota; Viridiplantae; Streptophyta; Magnoliopsida; Solanales; Convolvulaceae.
CAACGAUCACAAAUUAUGGGAGACAUGGAGGAAGGAGCCAGUGUUUUCAGGCCACCCCUGCUGCGUGGUCACAACUACAACUUCUGGAAAGGGCGUAUGAGGGCAUUCUUGAAAUCACAAGGAGGAGGAGUAUGGAGAACUGUGGAAACUGGUUGGACAGAACCAGUCAAACACUCGGAUGAUCUGUCUACGACAACUGUCAAGAAAUUUGAAGACUAUAACAAAACUGAAGUCCUUGCUGCUGAGAAUAAUGACAAAGCUUUAAAUGCUAUUUUUGGUGCAGUUGAUGCCACACAAUAUCGUCUCAUCUCAAACUGUGUGCUGAGAUCACUACCAGAGAGGUUUGAUAUGGAUGUCAAAGCAAUCUCUCAAUCACAUGAUGCUAAAAAGAUGACCCUUGAUGCCUUAAUGGGUAAUCUUGAAACCAUUGAAUUAAAGAUGAAGGAGGAUAGCAAGAGACGAAAACCAGAGAAGCAAAUUGCCUUUCUGGGAACAGAUCUGGAGAAUAAUUGUGAAGAUGGUUUAGCAUUUGAUGAAGAAUUCCAAGAACAGCUGUCUCUAUUCACAAAGCAGUUCAAAAAGAAGUGGAUUCAAAAGAAGGGAAAGAGUCAAAUUCAAGAAGGACCUUCUAAGACGUCCACUUUCAGGGAGUCUCGGUUCAAAGAAGGAAAGCCCUAUGAUAACAGCUCCAAGUACAAAGGACCGCUGUGCUUUGAAUGUGGUGGUCAUGGGCACAUUCAGACUGAGUGUGCAAACAACCUUAAAAAGAAGAGACAAGCAUUUUCAAUAACCUGGAGUGAUGAUGAUACUGACGAAGAUCAGGGUUGUGAGGAAAGCAACUGUGCUUUUAUCUCACAGUCAGAGUCAGAUGAUCUAGUUGAACAACAUAUGGAUCUUCAAGAAAAGUGGACUGAACUGCUUAUGGCCGAAACCGCCCAAAUUUGGUCUUCCUUGUAUUCUCACGAACUUUUGUUGAGAAAGAUCAAAGAUGAAGAAAUGCGUGAAAAUCCCAAGCUUACCAACGCCUUCAAAGCUUCCAAAGACUCGUUAAGUGAAGAAUCAAGCGAGUCAAGUGAUUCAAAUGACUCAAGCUCCUCGGAAGAGUCAAAUGACGAGGAAGAUGAAGAGAAGGCGAUGAGAAUGAAAUAUAUGGAUUUCCUCAAAUGGAAGAAGUAUGUGAAGAGGAAAGAAGUAUAUUCUAAGCCGAAAAAAGAGCGGCAUAAACCAAG